AUGGAAGAAAUAUGGGGUGCCAAAUUUGGCAAUAUGGUCAAUAAGGCCAAGCCUUAUGUGUUAACUUUGGGGUUGCAAUUUGGUAUGGCAGGAACAUACAUCUUCACCAUGGCCAGUUUGAAUCAUGGAAUGAGUCGUUUGGUGUUCAUUGUCUAUCGCAAUGCCAUUGCUGCAUUAGCCCUUGCCCCCUUUGCACUCUUCUUUGAAAGGAAAGUUCGGCCAAAGAUGACAUUCUCUGUCUUCGCGCAGAUACUAGCCCUUGGAUUUCUUGAACCGGUGGUUGACCAAGGCUUCACUUUCUUGGGGAUGCAAUACACUUCGGCUUCAUUUACUUCUGCUAUUAUGAACGCCGUACCCUCUGUAACUUUUGUGCUUGCAUUAAUUCUCAGGUUAGAGCGAGUAAACAUCAAGGAAUUACGCAGUCAAGCAAAAGUGGCUGGAACAUUGGUAACCUUUGCUGGGGCUUUGUUAAUGACACUUUACAAAGGCCCUCAAAUUCACCUAUUUCAUCAUCCAAACACAACCCACCAUCAAGAUGGGAGUCACUCCCCUCAGAGUCACACUCACUGGCUCACUGGAACUCUAUUUAUAUGCUUGGGUUGUCUAGCUUGGUCUUCUUUCUACAUAUUGCAGUCCAUAACAGUGAAAAGGUACCCUGCGGAACUAUCACUAUCAUCGUUGAUAUGCUUGAUGGGUGCAUUGCAAAGUGCUGUGGUGGCGCUGAUCGCAGAUCAUAACCCUCGGACAUGGGCUAUCGGUUUAGACUACAGACUCUAUGGCCCUCUCUACACUGGAAUAAUGAGUUCAGGAAUAGCAUAUUAUAUACAAGGAUUGGUCAUGCAAAGCAGAGGCCCAGUCUUUGUAACAUCCUUUAAUCCUCUGUGCAUGAUUAUUGUUACUGCUUUGGGCUCCUUCCUUUUAGGAGAAUAUCUUUACUUGGGAAGUAUCAUUGGAGGGAUCAUUAUCGCAGUGGGUCUCUACUCUGUGGUGUGGGGAAAAGGCAAAGACCAUGAAGAUCACACGUUACCAUCAACCACAACAAUAAAGGAGACAGAAAUACAACAGUUGCCAAUUAUCAUACCAAAUGGUAAAUAA
Molecule: messenger RNA, 1095 nt
Organism: Abrus precatorius (Indian licorice)
Lineage: Eukaryota; Viridiplantae; Streptophyta; Magnoliopsida; Fabales; Fabaceae
Product: WAT1-related protein At4g08290-like
Exons: 7
Coding region: 1-1095 (364 amino acids)
Cellular component (GO): plasma membrane
Molecular function (GO): transmembrane transporter activity
Source: RefSeq, a predicted model, not a curated record